AUGUUGAACAUCACAACAUUAUUCAUGGUAGCGAUUGGUAUGAACAUAACCGACCAUAUAAACUUCACAACUGAUGUAAUGAGUAUCAACAACUCCGAGCUUCUCAACGCCAGUACCAUCAAUCCGACAAUUAUGGAAAUAGCCCUCACUACAAAAGCUGACGAUGGCGCUCAAGAACCCAAACAUAGAAUUCUAGCUAAGGAGGAUUACAUUGAAUACAAGGCAAGUCAGGCUAUUUGGAAAUACGUAUCCCCAUUCUUAAUAUUCGGCGGACUUAUUGGAAAUACAUUAUCAAUUGUCGUGUUGAUGUGUAGUAAGAUGCGCUAUACGACCUCUUCCUUGUACCUGACUGUUCUGGCAGUCUCAGAUAUGACAGUCCUUGUGAUUGGCCUUGGAAGACACUGGAUGCGCUCUGUGGUUGGUAAGGACAUUCGCGAAGUUGAAGAAUGGCUAUGUAAAGCGCAUUUGUUUCUUUUAUACUCAGCAGUGGACUUUUCCGCAUGGAUACUCGUGGCUGUUACGGUUGAUCGGGUCAUCACCGUUUACUUUCCCCUCCAGUCUAAACGCAUCAGUACCAGGAUUUCCACAUGUAUUACAAUGACCGUCAUUGUUGUCAUUAUUUUCCUUAUAAACGGUCAUUUCUUAUUUACACACGGGACCUACUAUUUGUAUAGGGGUACGGCCGUGUUUACAUACCUUUGCACCUACGUCGACGACAAUGAUUUCUUUCACAGGAUUGUCUGGACAUGGCUGGACUUAACAGUGGCCUCCUUGUUACCAUUCCUGAUGCUGAUCAUCUGUAAUGUCCUCAUCAUUGUCCAACUGAUGCGGUCGAAGAAACGCCGGCAAGAAAUGAACGUCAGUUCGUCAAGGACCGACCACACGAGGUCCAUGACCAUCAUGCUUUUGGCCAUAAGCUUUAUUUUUGUCAUCCUUACGAGCCCUAUUGUCAUCUACGAAGCGGGGUACCAGGAUUUCGCAAAGGAUAGGUCACCUCUUGGGAGAGCACGAGACGCACUUGUUUGGGCUAUUGUUAAUAUGUUUCUCUACUUGAAUCACGCAAUCAAUUUUUUCAUGUAUUGCUUGAGUGGUAGUCGAUUCCGGGAAGAGAUGAGAAGGUUGCUUUGUUGCACGGGUAUGCGGAGGCAGACCUCUUACAAUGGGGGCUACACAAAAACAUCAUCUUUGAAUUUGAAAGGCUCCAUGCAAUCUAUAGCUACGGUCAGUUCUCACGUCUCCCGUAAAAAACCGACGAUAACCACAAAACUCUAA
Molecule: messenger RNA, 1272 nt
Organism: Owenia fusiformis
Lineage: Eukaryota; Metazoa; Annelida; Polychaeta; Sabellida; Oweniidae
Source: the annotation of a GenBank genome assembly